AUGAACCCCAACUCAACGUCCUUUGGACAACCGGUCCUACCCGACUCCUACGCGCCAGCCAGGACUGCAGCGCAGACUGGAAACAUUUCGCCACCAGAGUCGUGUCAUGUGAACGAGGACGAGAAAGACAAGCAGGCACCACCACGACACCCCCUUCCAUGUAUUCGGGAGGUUUUGGGCAACAAUCUUCCUCUGCCAUACCCCAUGCAAAUAUUACUCCCUCGUAUACAGUCCGCACAUACGGCACCGUCGUCGCACCAGAUCGGGCGACCGAGUUCGGGACGUAUGCCAACGGAACCGAUUAACCUUAUUAGACCGGUCACGUGGUCACCGAUGUGGGAUAACGGCUUUCCCCAUCAAUCUCAGGUGCAAGAAGAGGCGUCGCGCACGGAUUUCACCUCGAUCACUACCGAAGAAUCAGAAAACAUGUCUCUUGACUCGUUAAGAACGGGCAAGUCUCCUAUCCAGAGCGCCAAGACAGACAUCGUCCCCCGUCCCCGAGUCACUAAAUCCCUCCGAGCUCGACAACGUUCAUCUGAGAGCCCCAGUCACUGCUCAAAUAGCGUUUUCCAAAAGAAGUAUCCCGAGACUGCACAAAGAGGUCUCAUUUUCGAUGAGAAGAGUGUCACAUGCGUGUGGCCCUUGCCAUAUAACAAAGGCAAGGUGCAGUGGGGAGAGCCCUGA
Penicillium argentinense is the source of this 684-nucleotide messenger RNA. RefSeq lists its product as uncharacterized. The transcript has a single exon. The record is from RefSeq and is a predicted model, not a curated record. Bases 1 to 684 code for a protein of 227 amino acids. Lineage: Eukaryota; Fungi; Ascomycota; Eurotiomycetes; Eurotiales; Aspergillaceae.